AUGACAGAGCCAACAGACGAGCGCAGCAGCGCAGCAGCAGCAACACAGCAGCAGCAGCAACGCAGCAGCAGCAACGCUACAACACAGCAGCAGCAGCAACACUACAACAAAGCACAUCAGCACAGCACGAACACCACAGCAGCACCGACACCACAGCAGCAACAACAAACCAAAACACACCAGCAGCAGCAGCAGCAGCAGCAGCAGCAGCAGCAGCAGCAGCAGGUUGCGUGUUUGCUGCAGCGGCCAGACCCCGAAGUGCUGGAGCUGCAGAUGGACGACGUGGCCCACGUGCUGAGUUCGUGGACGGGCAUUCCCGUGGGGCGAAUGACUGAAGACGAGGCGACGCGGGUGCUGAAGUUGGCGGACUUGCUCAGCAAAGUGGGUUUUUCGCGGGAUUUUCGCGGGAUUUUCGGGGAGUUGGAAGCUAAGUUUAAAAUAAAUGUUCUUCUGCUUUUAAAUGCAGCUUUUCCGCUUUUAUAA
Molecule: messenger RNA, 483 nt
Organism: Eimeria necatrix
Lineage: Eukaryota; Apicomplexa; Conoidasida; Eucoccidiorida; Eimeriidae
Exons: 2
Coding region: 1-483 (160 amino acids)
Source: RefSeq, a predicted model, not a curated record